This is a messenger RNA of Pleurotus ostreatus (oyster mushroom), 681 nucleotides long. RefSeq lists its product as uncharacterized. Gene Ontology annotation, molecular function: protein binding. The record is from RefSeq and is a predicted model, not a curated record. The transcript has 7 exons. NCBI's taxonomy places the organism in Eukaryota, Fungi, Basidiomycota, Agaricomycetes, Agaricales, Pleurotaceae. Bases 1 to 681 code for a protein of 226 amino acids.
AUGCAUGUAUUUGGAUGCAAUCCGCUCAAGGAGCUCAAGGCGUGUAAGAGCCCAACACAUGCUUUGCUCUUCUCUGAGGGGGGCCAGUUUCUGAUUACUGGGAGUAACGAUGAAUGUGUCAGAGUCUGGGAUACCUUCAAGGCCUCCGUGUGGCUGAUCGCUGUGAGUCAGUUUGGUCUUGUCAAGGUGUACACGCUCACAAGCUCCAGUACCGCUCAGCUCCUCUGGCAGACACCUUCUUUAAACUCAAUGCCAAAGGAUCUCAGUUGCUUUGGCGAUGACAAGGUUGCUGCUUUCUUAUUGCAGACUGGCGAAAUGGUUUGUUUGAGUGCAGCAACAGGAAUCGUACAGUGGCGCAAGAAGCUCUUGGGGGCAGUUGGUUAUGCGACACUCUCUCGGGACUCCACCAAGCUGCUGGUCAACAACCUAUCAACCAAUAACUUCGACCUUUAUGCCUUUCCUGAAAACACGUUCAUGCGAACUUUCACGAUCCCGGAGAAAACGAUCCGACACAAGAUCAAGCAAGGUACAUUCGCUGGAGAUAAUGACGAGUUUGUCAUCUGUGGGAGUCUCCACGGCAAGGUAUAUGUAUUCAAUACAGAGAGUGGUGCUUGCAUCGAGGAACUUCGGCAUGACCCCAGUACACUACCAUGUCUAUUCCGCUUCAGAUUCCUACAGUGA